AAGAGAACAUGCCACCGUGAUGUUGUUUAAAUAUCAGUUUCUACUCAUUCAUGGAAUUUCACAGUUGUUAUUAUCCAGAUGUACGUGGUUUUUUGACAAGUAAGCUCCUAACCUUUAUCGAUAGCUGUUUCUCCUCUCCAAAUAGUUAUUUAGUAGAAAAAAAUUCAAUUUGAUGGGAUACAGGUUUCAGUCGCACAAAAAAAUAAACCUUUUGAAACAAACUCUUGUGGAAAAUACAAUUAUCAUUAUCAUUUGAUUACCUGUCCUCGGCUGGUAGGUCUUUCGGUCAGUUAGUUAAUCAUUCAGUGAUUGAUUGUAUGCGGUUUUUACAUUUAUCAAUUUUUUUCAACUAGACCUUGUGUUCUUGUUUCUAGUGGAGACCCAAACUUUUUGCAACUUUCUAAAUCCCGUAAAUUUUUUACCAAUACUGGAAAAGUUGUUGAGAUAUCAAAUGGUUCCAUGGAGGCAUUCAAAGACUUGCUCAGAAAAGACAAGAUUACUUUUGUACUAUUUUAUGCACCCUGGUGUAGUCAGUCAUGGAUUGCAGCCAAAGAGUUCAAUAAUACUGCUGAAGUACUUUAUAGAGAGGUAAGCUGUCUGUUCAGGAAGUAUUUAUUUGCCUACAAGCCGAUCCCAUCUAUAAGUCAAGACCCAAAACUUUUAGCUUUGAGAAACUGUUGGAUUCUAGUGAAAAGUAAACCAUAAACUUGUAGCUAUGAAUGGAGACCAAAACUUUUAUUGAAAUAUUGUGAAGCCCUCCACGCACAUUGUAAAGUGAGAUGAUUAAACAUAACCAUAAAUCAUAAUCAAACAAAAAUUAGCAUCUUCCCACUCGGGAAACACUCGCAUGCAACUGUUAAGAAGUUUCUGAAUAAACAUAUCAAUUAAAUCACAUGUACAUGUUGUUGUUUUUUUUUUUAAUUGAAAACAACAGCAAAGAGAAAAUUUGAAUUUAAUGUGAUCUAAUUUUACUUGUUAGGAGUAAAUAAAUGUGACCACUUGUGCAACAGUUCAUCAAACAUUGAGGCAUCAUUAAUAGUCACGCAAAUAUACAUUCAAUUUACUGUAUUCUUUUGGCAGAAGCUCUCCAGUCAAGUUGAAAUUUGACUAGUUCUCAAUUUACUUUACUUUGGAAAAAUUGUUCGGCUCAUAGGCAAUUAAUUACACUAGCCUUCACAGGACACCAACCUUCAGUUGAGACAUACAGAACAAUUUGUAUGUUUCAUAGAGGUACUGUUGUACUUAGAUUGAAGUAAGUAACAAUUUAUUUAAAAAACACCCUUGCCUUGUCAACUAAGUCAAUUUCUACAAGGGGGAUAUGAGUAUAGGUACUCAAUUUAAAAUCUAAACAACUACAUUUUUAAGAAGUAUGUUGAAAUGUUAAAAUAACUAAUCAUGAAAUAAUCUAUUCAACAAUAUUCCUACUCUAUGAUUUAGCUAUCUCAGAUAAUGAGAAGAUGUGAGAGUUAAUUCGGAUUUUAAAUGAUGAUGGAUAUUCACUAAAUGGAUUGUCUUCAGAAAUGAAUUCCAUAGUUUAGUACCACUUUAAGAAAAGAUUUUUUUUAUUUGUGCUUUUUUAUUGUUGUACUGAUUGAACAGCAUUAUUAUAAAGUUUCAAGCUAGCAAAAAGAGCAGAAAGCUGUUCUUGUAAUUGUACAACCUUUUUCAAUGGUGAAUUGACACAAAUGUUAUUGAGAAACUUAUGUAAGAUCAAGAAGACCUAUAAGUCAGGGCAUAUGGAGAAAGCAACUUUUAAAAGUUCUUUCAGAAAUGAAUUGUCCUAACUCUUAUAUUGCAUUAUUGAUUUACUUCUAAACAUUGUCUUAUGCAGCAAUUCAUUCAUCUCCAAACUUCUUUAAUUGGCCUCUAGUAGCUUUUUUAGAAGUCUCUUUACUAAUGUUUAGGUCUCUCUCUUUUCCAUUUCUUUCCUAAGGUCCUCAUUAUUUUUUAUGGGAAUUAAAUGCAGUUUUGUAUUGGAUACAUUGUUCUUCGUAAACCUUUUUACUCAAUUAAGAUAUUAAAUUUCUUUGAUGCUAAAGACUUAUCUAAGAAAUUUGUUUAAAUUAACCCAAUUAGCACUUUUAUAUUUGGGUAUGGCAAUAUUUAAUCAUGAAAUUGAAAUAUUUUUUGUAGUAAGAGUAAAAUUAGCUACAUGUAAAAAAACAGAGAAGUCCUUUGACCUACAUUUUUUGGUGUAAACCACAGGGCCUAAAAAGUGCCAGUAGUAACUAUCAUUUAUCUACAGGUAUCCUUCAUCGCCAUUAAUUGCUGGUUAGGCACUUGUUCUCUACAUCAUAAACUGGAUUUGUAUCCAAAAUUAGUAGCAAUCCACUCACACUUUGAUGGAGUGGAGUACAAAGGAGUACACAAAACAUUCAGAAUGGUGAGUAAUACUCAAUUAUGUGAUUAUGCUUUAAGUGCCACUCCUGAUCAGUGAUCAGGUGACAUUAGUUUGUGUUACUAUUACUUUGUAACAUAAAUUUAAUUCCUGUUGCAGUCUCGCAAAGGCUUAAUUUACUGAAAGCAAGUCUAACAAGGAAAUCUUCUUCAGAAAUAGCUAAUCCAAUGACCUUUUUAAAAGAAUGUUUUUGAUUUAGUGAUCACUUUAGGAAUUAAAGAAAACAUAGGCAUAGGCAUUAUGCAUUAGUUAUUUUUAAUUUCCAAGAAUUACCAGAAGAAGAUACAGACUUUUUCUGACGUAAAGUGGGUCUUGCCAGGGCAAUUUAUUCACAAAUUGCGCCAUUUUAUGCUUCAAAUCCCAUCUUUUUCCCGGCCAAUGAGAAAACUUAACUACAACACUACAACCAGUCAAAUGUCAAGGCUUGUUUUAGGAAAUCAAUCAAAUUGCAAGGAAAUGAGAGGCAACUUUUGAAACUUUUAACAAACCAGCUCAAUAUACUGGAUCAAUAAAAUACUUACACAUACUAAAAUAAACUUGUAUUAAGUAACUGUAUUUUGCUAUUUCAAAAUUCAUGUGAUGAAGUGGUAACUGAACUGAGUGGAGUGCAAUUUGGUCUGAGAUCAUACAAGUGAUUUGAAAUCAUGCGCAUGAUUUCAGACCUAAUAAUACACAUGCAAAAAUUUCAGCACACUCAUUGGUUGAGAGCAUGUCAAUUAAUCCUAACCAGUGCAGAAAGUUGAAAUUGAGUGCAGAAAGGUGAAAUUGAAUUGAUUGACAGUCGUGAAAGUGCAAUUAAUCAAAAUGGAGGACAACACAAGUGAGGAGAAAGGAACCUUUCAAUUCAGAGUUUAAGGGAGAAUACUAAGUACAAAAACACCCAACAAAGGAAAAACAACUGGUUUAAAGUCUGGCUUCCAAACAAGGAUAUGGAAGAAUGGACCAGAGCCCCUGAAUAUAAUUUUCAAAGAGUUUACAUAACAGUUCAUACAAAAGAGGAGAAGAUUACAAGCGUAAUAGUUUUCAUGUGGUUAUUGCUAUUGACCAAUAUCUAUCAGCCCUACAGGUUUGUGCAAUUUGGUGAGCCUUUUAAAAAUUUACUUGUGCAGAUUUAUCCCAAAUUGCACUCAAAAUCAUAUGAUUACCUAUACAAAUUGUUCUCUACUCAGUUUAAUAAUUAAAUCUGAUAUAAUUACAAAUUGUCUGGUAUGCUUGAGACUUUUUAUUUGAUCUUUAGGCUGGAAACUUUGCCCAAAUGAGAGAGGGUCACAAAGUAGGAAAUUGAGUAUGACAUCAUGCUCAGUUUUACCCUUACUCAACUCAGUGGCCAAGGCUUGGAAUAUUGUUCAAUUUUUGUAUUCAUCCCUUAAACUGGAUUGAGCUGAAUGAUGCCGUUUGGCUGGAAAAUACUAGGAAUCUGGCUGCCAAUUUUUCAAACAAAACAAUCUGUACAUUUACUUAGCGGUGUUCUGAUAUCCAUGCAAUACCAUCCCUUAAUAAUUUGAUUAAUUGAAACAUCUUUAUUACAGGUUGCAUUUCUUCAAUCUGUGAUCAGACCAUUUAUGUACAUAGGUACCAAAGCAGAACUUACUUUGGCAAAGCAGAGCCAGGUGAUAUAUGAAUAAUAACUCAGCCUGCAUGACUUGUGUAGAAAGGAGUAUUGGAAAGGGGAAAGUUAAAAUUUGUGCAGGAGGGGGGAGUGAAUACCAUCAGAAUCAUUCAAACCAUCUUUUUUCAAAGAACUUUAUCUUCAGUGUUUGGCUAGGAGUGUUUUUCUUGAGGUAGCAAUCAGUUUGCUGACCAGGGGAAAAGCAAUGAAGAUAUGAAAUUAAAUGUUGCUGUAAUGUUCAAACACCCCCAAAGAGAACAUUUCUGAGUGCUCGCUGUGUGGGUUGACAAAAGACCUCAUAAGGGUCUAAAGCCCCCCUCCCCCCUUCCCUUUCAUUGAAGUCUCUUAGUUUCAGUUCUUAGUUUGGGUAUAGUGAGCCAGUUUUAAUAAAUGCAUUGAGUUCUUUGAUUCUGAAACACUUUUGUAUAACUAACAAAUAACUAUUUCUAUCAAGGAGCUUGUCAUAGCUUAUUUCAACCAGACUGCACUAGACAGUGCACGAUACAGUAUAUUCUUCAGUUUGACAUUGCAGUUUGUUGCAAAAGGUGUGUUUGGAUAGACUGAUGUUACUUCUGUAUCAAUCUUUUGGUAGGAAGCUGUGUAAUAUAUACUGUUAAGUAGCUUCAGCCAAGUCAUCUGCCAUUUCAAAUUGCUCUCAUAGCCUAUAGAAUAAGUCCAGUGUUAUUAAUAAUAUUGUGAAAUGUAGAUUACCUGAUCAAUUUUGUUUACUGUGUACUUUUGCUACAUCACCCUCUAAAGUUUUGUCACUCUGUUUUAAAUAGCCAGCCUCCAUUAAUAAGUGGUCAUCAAAGCACUUACCUUUGUAAAAUGUUUGAUUGUAGCCAAUUUUUCAUAGAGUAGUAUUAUCACACACAACCUCUCUGAUAUUGGUAAUAGAAUGAGAAGUUAUUAUUUAAAUACAGUAUUUUUACUUGUUUUUCACUCAUCUGAUACGUAACUGCAGUGUAACUGGCUUACUUCUUAAGCUUUUACAUGGCAACAAUACAGGGGAAAACCUUCAUAUAGGAAAAAUGGUCACCUAAGAUGUUAUGUUGUUGUAAUUUCUAGAGUCCAAGCCUUUGUUCCUUGUUUUGACAAAUGGCAAGCUUGCUUCUGAUGCAGAAGCUGAUAACAGUGGAGUGUCUUACCAUUGUCUUAACAAGGCUGUUAUAGUAAGUUUGAUACAUAACUAAGUAAGAUAUGGGGAGUUCUCAAGUCAACUUUAAUAAGGUGGAAUAUACUGUUUAGGCAGUUAUUUUGUUGUUGUUGUUAUUUCCCUUUUCCCACAUAAUGACAUUGUUUUAUGGAGCUUGGUUAUGGUGUAGGAGGACAUUGCAAAAUAAUGAGAUAGUAAUUUACACUAAGUCUAGACUUGCACAAGGGAAAUGGUAGCAUUUAAAAUGGAAGAAAGAAAAAAGGAAGAAGAAGGAAAAAAACCAUCAAAAACAAUAAAGUACAACUGAAAAGGAACAUGUCUAAAUUUAAUUGUUGUGAAAUUGACUCAUUGUGUUGGCAAAGUAUGUUUUAUUUUAUCACACAACAGCUUUCCAAUUGUUAAAGAACAUUUUUAAAAAUCCUAAACAUUUUUUGUUAGCUCCUAAAAUUAUCAAAAUAAGGAAACAUUAGUUUCAAAGGUAUGUGAAAUUGAACUGUUUCUAAUUUUUUUCUCAUGUCACACUAUUCUUUACCAAUAUCAGAAAUAUCCAUCAAAUUACAACUUCUCACAAGAGAACCUCACCAACUGGAUUAAUGCAAACAGAUGUGAGGUAAGAAGAACAUGCAUCCUGAAUCCCUACAAUCUCAAACUACAAGGUACCCUUUUCCAAGUGUUCAGUUAGUAACACAAAGCACAAUAUUAAAUGGUGUGAUAAUAGUGAAGGAGCAGAAGAUCAGGGCAGGUUGGGUUGGGCCGGGUCAAGAAACCAAACCUCCCAUGCAUUGUCAAUCUGCCACUACUAUCACACCAAUUAACAUAUCACUCUGUUUUACUGCCUGGAUGUCAGGAACAGGCUAAUGAUCAAAAUGACAGAAUGUUGAUAGGCUAAUGAAACAAGAACCACAUUUUUAGCAAAUACAGCUAUUGAGUGGUACUUCUGUAACACUAUUUGCAUUUGUUGCACAUAAGAUUCUUCAAACAUCAGAAGAAAGGCGAAUGCAAAUGAAGAUUGUUUUUGCGCCUCCAUUUUUUGGUUAGGGUUCUGGAAUCUUUUAAAAGAAAAUGAUUCAUAAUCCCACCAGUGAAAGUCUCUCUACCAACCUAAAGAGAUAGUUUUUCAAUAUACUCAGUCUGCAGGGGUAAUAUGGAGCCUUUUCCUGUGAGAAAAGUUUUCAUAAUGCUACAAAAAAUUUCAGAAAUUUCUUCACUUUGCUCUCUUUUCCUCCACAGCUUGUGGUUCAACUUACCCCUACUACAGCUUCAAAAAAGAGUCUUAUGCAUCAUCUCAGUAAAGGAUCGGCUCUUAUUCUAUUUAUACCAAUGAAACUUAACAUGAACACAAGUAAUGUGCAUCUACUACACACAGUAGGUUAUUUUUAUUUAUCCCCUAUGAACUGGCACUUUUUUGCCAAAGAAGCUUAACAAUGAAUAGCCCACCAGGCUCUUGCAGUCCACAGUACUAAUCACUUUCAGCGACUGACUUUGGAUCACUAAUUAAGAAUACCCUCCAUUCAAUAGAUCUCAAUAAUAUACCAGCACCAUUUUAGCAACUUAUAAAUGACGGGUACACAACAAACAAACCUAACAGAACAAACUUACAUUACUAAUGGAUUGACAUAGUAAUCACAAUGGACUUAACGUUUCAUUGAUAAUUUUGUUUUAUCAACUGAGUUGCUAAUGUGACUUUGCCAUCAUGGGGGUAGGGGUAUUUUAAGCAGAGGUUUUGAGUGUUAGCCCAUUGUCAGAGCUAAUAGAGGUACUGUGGGUUGUGUAUGGUUAUAUAUCAAAAGAUGGAGCUACACUAUUGGGACAUGUACUAUGAACUAAUUUUAAAAUGGUGUAGCCAUGGGUACCAAAAUGGGACCCACCAACACCAUUCUUUUUGCCUUUUAUAAAAUUUGUGUGCUAGAAGGGAAAUUUUGUUUGUGCUUAUGGUUUUGGUGAUUGUAUUUUUUUUAAUUACAGUAUAGUCAUGCAGCAAGUCAGUAUUAUAAUGGCUCAUGUGACUUUGUUGCAUGUAACUCAAAUAGCUCUUCUGAACAUUCUGAAGAAGCCAUUAGAAUAUACAGCACUGCAGAAGAAUCAAUACAGUUAAAUGUGGACCAACUAACUGCAAGAAAUGCACACCAUAGAGGGCCAUUCACUGCUAACAGUAUAGGCCAAGGAAAAUUCAAUGUUGUCAGAACACCACAUCAGCGGCUAUAUUGGAAUUGCCAGUCACUUAAAGUUAAAAAACCGGGUCACCCCAUACAAAGCAAGAGCUUUAGUAUCUGUAAUUUAUGCCAUACAUGUCUUGAGCAUGGCCUUUGUUUAGAAAGGAGCAUCUUCAGACCACCAUUUUCUGUUAAAGAUCAUACUCUGUCAUCAUUACCCUCUUUUGGUUAUGGCUGCACCUCUUUUAGGCACCACUACUUUGUACAUUUUGUUACAAGCAUCUGCUGCACUCCCAAGAUGGGAGAAACUACUGAAGAUGUGUCAUACCUUAGACAAAGCGAGUUUCCACAGCAAACGUUACAAACACAAAUAGAUAAUAGUGUGAGUGGUAUUGUUGAGGAGUUAGUGAAUUCUGUUACCCCAAAAUCGAAAAGAUCUUCUACAAAAGGUGUUUAUCAUCAGUUGAUUAAACAGGAUAGCUCAUUAACUGAUAUUCAUGAGGAAAUGGGAAGAAAUGUCUUCCCACUGUCUUCAUUUAUGGAAAGGAGCUGUGAUUCCUUUCAUGACAACUGUGGACCAACAGACCUAAUAAGCAAGUUCGCUGGGGCAGGAUGCACUAGCAACCGAUCAGUAAAUUUUUUUCUUGUGGAUUCCAUUGAGCACUGGACAGUUGCUGAAAGACUUGGUGUUAGCUGGACUUCUGAGGAAAAGAUUGCUUUAGUCAUCGCUGAUUUCAAGGUAAUACAAAUUCUUAAAUGGUGGCUUUGUUCCUUGUUUCCUCCAACUCCAGACAGUGAGCACCCCUAUCAUGAUGUGCUGAAGCAAAUCUUCAUUUUUAUGAUACUCUUGAAUUGUUAAUUCAGCCAAUUUUCUGAUUAUCAGCCAGAAGUGGAUAACAAUGAAUAUACGACAAUAAACUCCUGUGAUAGAUUUUUGGUGGUUAAUGUUUAAAAGGAUAGCCCUUCUCUAGAACACUUUUCUUGGGCAAAGGGCUGAUGCAUGAAACUAAAGCUUUUGAAAAAAAUUGGUAUGGUUAUCUAGUAAGCUGUUAUCAAUUUCUGAUUGAUAAUCAGUUUAGUUCUUUAACUGUCUGCUUAAGCAGCUCAAUAGUUCUUUUAGAAACUGAUAACUUUGCACAAACUAGCAGUUUGCAGCAUUCAGUUACAGCUUAAGAGUACAUUGUCUACUUCUGGUUAUUUGAUCCUUUUUACCACCUAAUCGGUCCAAUUAUCAAAGGACUUUGACUGUUAGAUUCCUAAAUUCUGAAGCAAUUAAAGGUAGCCUUUGGCUCUGCUCUGGUGUGUUUUAUUGUCCAAAUUUUUUUUGCAUUAACCACAAUUGUGUUUAAACUUGUUACCUCUUUUAGAGCAACGUUCAGUUUGUCCUGGAUAAGAACUUGGAAAUCACGAAUUCCUCAAUUGGUAAAUACAUUUCGUUUCAAUAGCUUUUUACACUGCAAAAUUAUUUUUAUAUCUGUAGCAAAUUCUACAUUCUGAAAUAUCGUUAGAGGACUGUUUGUCUAUUGCCCAUAUUGUUUAACUUUUCUGUGGGAAAUGUAACUGAUUCUAGUAUUGCACAAGAAGGUUGCAGCUGUGCCUGUAUUACCAGCAAGAAGCCCUAACAGUGGCUGGAUCGGCUGCCUCUUGAUGAUUGUGUUAGCACAUUGACUCUUAACUGCUUGAUUCCGGGAAGGCUCAGAGGAAUUAAAGAUUUUAGUGUCACCUGUAAAUGUUUGAGAUUUAUUUCUGCAUUUCAAGUGAGGAUGAACUAGGUUUACCUCAGUCAGGUGUAGUUUGUUUCAAUAUUUGUGUAUUUGUUUCAGUUGCCCAUUGUUUGCCAGGGGAAAAAAGCAGUUAGUAUAACCUUAAAAUACAAUAUAAUACAAUAGUUUAUUGACACUACCCUGGUAGGGCUUUUCAGUGACAAUGAGAGACAACUACCGUAAACUAAUUAAGGUGAAAGAAGAGGUUUACAAUUCAAUUAAACUGAAGGGAAACAACCUUCGACAGUAAAACCCAUUAUUGAGCUCUGUGUUUCCCUCACUGCACUUUGCAAAUGACUAAUGUGAACCAUUUAGAAAAUCACACAAAUACUUCUCUUUGCAGUUGAGUUUAUCAUGGCCUAUAUGGCGGGAAAUCUAACAAGACAUUUAAGAUCUGCUAGUGUUACCUCUCGUAGCUGUCCACAAUCACAAGCCUGCGUAGUUGAGGUUGUGGCAUCAAAUUUUGAUGAAGUGGUGUUGGAUGAAACCAAGGUUGGUUGAGUAUAAGGAAAAGUAAUGUUCAUCUAAGUUGAAUGAAAGAUUUGUCAAGAUGUGACAAAGCUAUUUUUAAUGACAUGAAGGUGAAGAUCCAUCGCCUUUUAAGAAUUACUGAUUGUACACAACUGAAUGCUGUUAACAGAAAUAUUUAACUUUUUAUGGACUUCUAAAGAGUUGUAUCCCCUCCAAUGUUCCUUUGUUCCUCUACUCAUGAUACACUUAGUCAAAAGAAGUUUUAAUGACCCCUUUCUUCAUGAGUGAACCAAACCAAAAUUUUCACUGAAAUAAAUUUCAUUUGACUUGUGGAUGACCCAUGGUGAAUGAAAAUGCCACUUUUUGGACCGGUUUAUUCAUUUAUUUAUAUAUAUAUUUUUUUUUUUUAAUCUCAAAUUGCAACAGGUGUCAUAAUUUCACAUUUACUCUUCUCACAAUGAUGAUGUUGAAAAUUGUAUAGUUUCUGAAUCAUCCUUCUUUCAAACGUAUGUGGCAGGACGUUUUUUUAUUAUACUAUUCUCCAUGGUGUGGUUAUUGUCAAGCACUGGGGCCAGUUUUACUGACUGUGGCAAGAUUUUUCAAGAAGCUAACAGGUGUUACCAUUGCAAGGUAUAGUUUUGUGCCACAAUCACAUAAAGGUCUCCCAUCUAUUAAGUGAUUUUAUAUGAGCCUCUCUAUGAGUUUGGUUUGUUUUGUGGUGGCCAUGUUGGAAACAAUUUCGUUAGCGAAGUCUGAAACUAGUUGUGCGAGGGUCUGGGACUUGGAAAAUUUUAAAGAUAAUGGAAGUCCAAUCACUUGCCGAGAAUGAUGAACAAGGAUUUUCACCCCCCAGUUUCAGGCUCAGUUCGUUUCAGAUUACUUGUGUGUAAUUGUUUUCUAAGGUUUAUCUCUGAUUUAUUUUAAAAUAAGUACUAGAUGUGAGAACGUCCAAUUAUAAGAUAAGCUCAGGUUUGGAAGCCAUUGAAAUAUUCCAUGUGUAUGAACAAAACCACUAAUUAGGCGAGAGGGGAAGUUUUUUAAUCCUUGCAUGUUUUGUGCGGAAAGGUUCAAAUUGAUUAUAAUGCAAAUAGGUUAGAAUAAAGGAAUUAAAAGUGUUAUCUUUUCUAUGUAACACACUUCAAUUUUAAAAUUAUUUAAAGGUAAAGAUACUAAAUGUUAUAAUUUUUUUAUACUACAUCGAUACUUGAUUAUUGUAAAUAGGUGUACAUUGUGUAUUGCACUUACCGUUAUUAUAUUUAUUUCUCUUUUUAUCUGAUACCAUGUCAUUUCCUUACACGUUUUUAGUCUUUGUUUUAAAAAAAACUGAGUUCAACUUAAGAAAUUCAUAAGUGUGUUGUGUACUCAUAGAAGUUGUUUCGAUGUCUGUCUUUCAGGAUUAAUGCAGACCAAAAUGAUCUACCAUGGAAAUUCCAUGUAAAUCACUACCCCUCUUUCCUUUUCUUCCCAGCUCACAGGUAUACCAAAUUUUCCUUGAUAUGCCGCCAAUAUCAAUAUACAUCCAAAUUGAUAGAAGAUACAUGUAACUAAGACGCGCAAGCAUACGAAUUUAAUACUAGAACUAACAGCAUCUCUUGAAGAAUUUGUUAUUGUAACUAAAAGAUUGGUUUUAAUGGCAGUCAAAAACUUCUUGUAAGCAAACUAGAUUACAGCAAAUUAGCCUCUAGUAAACUUGACUGAUGAAGUUCCAGUCUAAGAAAAAUCCUAGCUUUGGAGUAUACAGUGUACCUCUUUGCCAUUGGUACGUACUUCACUGGCCCUUUUGUAUGGAGCCUGGGUUCCCAAAUGGUUAACUUAAAUUUCAUCCUUUUUAUUUGUAUUCUCCUCGCCCUCAAUACUUGAACCACACUAUUCUCGUCUGCUACAUAUCUCCUUUAUUUAAGUCUGUGACAAAAUAGCCACUGAAAAUAGACUUCUUUUCUCGCAUUUUUUCCAUCCUGCACCUCAUUACUUUUCACGCUAAACCAUAUGGCUAUUGCCAUUUCUGUUUUUUUUUCUCAAUAGGAAAGACUUGUCCAUUCGUUUCCCAGACUCAUUGGAACGAACGUCAGCAAAUAUAAUUAAUUUUAUAUUGAAUCAUGGAUUAAAGGAGAGAAGUGGAGCUGAGAAAGCAUGUUUCUCUGAAAAAGUAAGAAGUGAAAUCAGAGAACUUGAAAAAUCACUUUGCCAAGUAGAGAAGGAUAAACAAUUACUCGAAAUCAGACUUGGGGAAGCACUUCGAACAAGAGAACUUAGAGGCAAUGCACAAGACAGAGUCGCCACGCACCUGGAACAAGAGUAUCAGGGAAUGGAAGAAAAGGUCCAUAAACUGGUGAAAGGAAGCAAAAAAGUUUUAUAUGAUCUUUGGGCCGCUGAAACUAAACUGAAUGAAAAGGGAAAGCAAUUAAGUGGACUGUCAUUUGACAAAAGGCAUUAUGAGGCAGAGAAUGAGAAGUUGUCUGAAAAAAAUAACAAGGAGAACGUUGCGCUACUUGAACAAAGUAAAGUGUUAGGAGAGCUUCAGAAAUCUUUAACAGCACUGAGAAGAAGAGCAACAUACCUAGAAAUUUCUAAUAACAUUCUUCGAAAUAAAUUUAGAAAGUCGUUCUCAGAAGCUCGCUACCCAAAUUAUUAGAAGCUGAAAUCAUGAGAGGGGUGAUCGACCUUGAGUGACUUAAAAGAAUGCUCAGUCACAUAGUUUUAAGUUCAUCAAUGUCAUGUUUACAUUUACGUACAUCAAUAUCAUGUUUACAUGCUGAAGCUGAGCCACAAGUUUUCAAAAAAGUUAGUGCAUUUUUCAGAGUAGAGAGUGAAAUGCCCUGUUGGCGCCAUAUUUUGAUAACCCAGUGGUUCUAUUUUGAAUUUAUUUAUGUAAUGCUGAUAUGAUUAUUUUGGCAUAACCCUGUUACUCCAAGGGUAUUAACAUGGUAGAAUUCCAAAAUAGCUGAUGGAGAUGUCUGAUGUUGUUUUGUUUUGGAAGAGUUUCAGGUUGCUUUCUUACUUUAUUAGUGAUCAGUUUGUUGCGACCCAGUACUAAAACUCCACUUUGCAUAGUUUAUUCACAUGGGUAUAAAUUGUUUUGAAACCGUGAGAAGGGUGAUCGACCUUGAGUGACUUAAAAAAAAGGAAAAUGCUCAGUCACAUAGUUUUCAGUCUUUCAUGAUGCGAAGAAGAGCUUAAAUGAGCCAUUAUUUUAUAGUUUACUCCUGAUGAAGUAAAACUAAAACCCAUGAGAGGUUUCCAGGCUGAUAUAUUAAAUUGACAUGCCUGUGAUAGGCUUGCGGGCAUGUUAGGACUUAUUAG
Molecule: messenger RNA, 12850 nt
Organism: Pocillopora meandrina
Lineage: Eukaryota; Metazoa; Cnidaria; Anthozoa; Scleractinia; Pocilloporidae
Source: the annotation of a GenBank genome assembly